This is a messenger RNA of Lagopus leucura (white-tailed ptarmigan), 1996 nucleotides long. Its product is annotated as putative Dol-P-Glc:Glc(2)Man(9)GlcNAc(2)-PP-Dol alpha-1,2-glucosyltransferase. The transcript has 3 exons. NCBI's taxonomy places the organism in Eukaryota, Metazoa, Chordata, Aves, Galliformes, Phasianidae. Bases 29 to 1447 code for a protein of 472 amino acids. The record is from RefSeq and is a predicted model, not a curated record. Gene Ontology annotation, biological process: dolichol-linked oligosaccharide biosynthetic process; protein N-linked glycosylation. Gene Ontology annotation, cellular component: endoplasmic reticulum. Gene Ontology annotation, molecular function: dolichyl pyrophosphate Glc2Man9GlcNAc2 alpha-1,2-glucosyltransferase activity.
GGACGUGCGGCCGCUUCCCGGCGGCGGCAUGGAGGGUGUAGAGGCGUACGGCUUCUCGGCCGCCAUGAGCGGCGCCUUCCUGCUCUCGUCGCUGCUCUUCGCCGCCGUCAACCGCCGCCUGCGGGAGCCCUACAUGGACGAGGUUUUCCACGUCCCGCAGGCGCAGGCCUACUGCCAGGGCCGCUUCCUGCAGUGGGAUCCCAUGAUCACCACCCCUCCGGGUCUGUACCUGCUGUCGGUUGGUGUGGUGAAGCCAGCAGCCUGGCUCUUUGGCUGGACGGGCAGUGUGGUGUGUUCCACCGGCAUGCUCAGGUUCAUCAACCUCCUCAUCAGCGCUGGCAACUUCUACCUGCUGUACCUGCUUCUGCUGAAGAUCCAUCAGAAAAAUAAGGCUGUGUCAGGUUUCCAGAGAAUCUUGUCUUCGUUAACUCUUGCAACAUUUCCCACCCUUUAUUUUUUUACAUUCCUUUAUUAUACGGACACAGGAUCAGUAUUUUUUACUCUCUUUGCGUAUUUAAUGUGCCUUUAUGGUAACCAUAAGGCUUCAGCUCUGCUUGGAUUUUGUGCUUUCAUGUUUCGUCAGACAAAUAUCAUGUGGACAGUUUUUUGUGCUGGAAAUGUUGUUGCAGAAAAGCUAAAUGAAGGCUGGAAGACAGAGUUACUGAAAAAGAAGGAUGAAAGGAUCUCUUCCAUGAGAACAUCAUUUUCUGAUCUGACCUUAAUCACGCGGUUUCUUAUUGAAUAUCUCAUAUCUCCUAAAAACUUAAUUACACUUAUUGCUUUAACAUGGCCAUACAUUGUGUUAGUAGCUGCGUUCUUUGUUUUUGUCUUCGUCAAUGGUGGAAUAGUUGUUGGUGACAGAAGUAGCCAUGAAGCCUGCUUGCACUUUCCCCAGCUGUUCUAUUUUUUGUCCUUUACUCUCUUUUUUUCCUUCCCUCAUUUACUGACCCCUGCUAAAAUCAGGAAAUUCCUGCAGUCAUUGCGAAGGCACCGUGUGCAGUACAUCCUAAUCGCUGCCAUCUCUUUGUUCUUGAUUUGGAAGUUUACCUAUGUUCAUAAGUAUUUGCUAGCAGAUAAUAGACAUUACACAUUCUAUGUUUGGAGAAAAAUCUUCCAAAGACAUGAGCUUGUAAAAUAUGUGUUAGUUCCAGCCUAUAUAUUUGCUGGCUGGAGUUUUGUUGAUACAAUAAAAUCAAAAUCGAUAUUCUGGAUCUUAAUGUAUUUUGUAUGUUUAUUAUCAGUCACAGUUCCCCAAAAGCUGUUAGAGUUCCGUUACUUUAUUUUGCCAUUCUUAAUAUACAGGCUCAAUAUUCCAUUCCCACCCGUCUAUAGACAACUUGUUGAGUUGGCUUUUUACACUGUUGUGAAUGCAGUAACAUUUUAUCUUUUCCUAAACAAAACAUUCCAGUGGCCCAAUAGUGUAGAAAUCCAGAGGUUUAUGUGGUGACUUUUUUUAACCUUCGUAUCCUUAUGGAAAUCCAAUUCUGUUUCAGAACUGUGGGCUCUGGAACAAAGUACCAUGUUUUGUAUUAUAUGUGGACUCUUUUUUUUUUCCCCAGAGGACUGGAGAAGGAAUGAAGUUGCUUAUGUUCUUGGAAUUGAAUGGGAUGUGUUAUAAUGUGCAGAUAGUGAAUUUCUGAACUCCUAGAAUUAACAAAUUUGGUAGGAGGUGAAAUUUGGGAACACUUAACAGUAAUUAAUGUGAAACAUGGGAGAUGUUUACAGUCAUUCUUCAUUAUAAUAUAUUAUCUAAUGUACUUCAAGAUAUGAUGGUUUAUGUUUCAGAGGUUUAUCUUUAAAACAGCAUGCUUAAGUGUUACGCUGGGAUGCAUACUUCUUUGAAACAGGCUGCUUCCAUCUAUGCCUGCUAGAAGUCAAGGUAUGAAGCACUGCUCAAUGAUAACGUUUUCAAAAACACCUACAUCCUACAACCUACUGAAUUUUCUGGAUUUUUUUCUUUGGUCAAUAAAUGCUUACAUGAGUUUUGCAAACAGAA